Molecule: messenger RNA, 11046 nt
Organism: Owenia fusiformis
Lineage: Eukaryota; Metazoa; Annelida; Polychaeta; Sabellida; Oweniidae
Source: the annotation of a GenBank genome assembly
AGGUCAUGCAUCUUGAGUCAGGUGACCACAGAAGGUGACACAACCAACCUUGUCACCCCUGACAUGUUAGAGGCGUACGGUGCUGUCAUGAGUCUAGGAUCCGGACGUGCAUCAAAGAUCUGUAGUCUGGGAACUGCUAUUAUGGGACUGCUGCCAUCGAGUUUCAGGAAUAUUCUGGAGAAAUGUACAAAAUCUUCAAGCAAUGAAUUUCCUGGUGUGGGAUCUUGGCGCAAUUUUUACUCAAAUGAUCUGUGUCCAGUUGAAGGCUACAUUGACUGUAUUCAAGCUGCCCAUAUGUCUGCAUUCACAUGUCAGUGGCACCACACAAUAUACAGAUCCUUGGCCCACAUGCUAAAUGCCCUGGCCAGGUUUAGUGGAGAUCUGUUAAUUUGGUGUCCCAAUGAGAGGAUGUCUGAGGAGAUGGUUCGUGUCAUGUUCCCUCUGGUCUUUGAUGCCUCCACAGAGCAGAUUGCUGACUUUACAAUAUUUUCCCUUGAGAGAACCUUGGGGUCUGAGGACGGUGAGGAGUUCACCACUAGAGUGUAUCAGCAUGUAAUAGGUGUAUGCCACAACCUGCUGCUCAACUAUACUGGCACAAAGUUUGGUCUAGAUGAGAAGAUCUUCCAAGAAUGUCUCAAGUUUAUGGAGGCUCAUCUCGAGAAGACAGCUGAAGUAGCAGCUUUCGAAAAACUCUAUGUUGGCUCGGAAACAAACCUCAUUAGCAUAUUACUCUCUGCAGCCAAUGAGAAUCUGUCCCCCGCAUAUGGCACUAAGGUUCUCAAGUUCUUCAACAAGUUGUUCCAGCUCGUUGAGAAGAACAGUACCAACAAGAGCUAUAUAGCUCUGUGUAGCUCUCUGUCACAACUGGCCAAGAUUGACAGCUCUAGUCUACAAGGCUGGCUCAGUAGGAUGAUAAUGGGGCCAACACACAAUGGAGAUGAAAACACCACAGUCCAGGAGAAUAGACUACUCUUACAGAGGCUCACUACAUACAUAGUCAAUGAGAAGAGCCAAGUUGGAGAAGAGGUUUCUCAGGCUAUACUUCAUGCCCUCAUUCCGAUGGGGUCCCAGCUUUUGUCCCCCCUCAGUGAGGCCCUAGGGUUCUCAGAGCUGAUGGUUGUCAUGGCAACACUGGCAGGUGCUGGUGGCGGAGGGGGUCACUCUGCUCUCUUCAAAGCUGUAACUGCUUGGCUUGAGCUCUGCAAAACCUACCUUGCACAAAAGGAUGUGAUGGAGAAGCUAGAAGAGAAUGUUACAAAUGGAAAGCACCAGAAUAUUCUAGAGUCCACAUGUUAUCUACUGCAGUACAUUGCAGACAUAUUGGGUGCUAUGAGACAGAGCACCGACACCAGAGGGGGUGCAAGUAGCCCACCAUUUGACGCAGAUAUAUCUCUGCAGGAAACAGAUGCCGAUUGGUCAGAAGAGCUAGGCGCAGAGGAAGAUGAUUCUGCAGCAGAAGAUUCUGACGAUGAUUCGUUGAAUAACAAACUAUGUACUUUCACUAUGACACAGAAGGAAUUCAUGAACCAACAUUGGUACCAUUGUCACACAUGUAAGAUAGUAGAUGGUGAAGGUGUGUGCACAAUAUGUGCAAAGGUCUGCCAUAAAGACCAUGAGCUUUCAUAUGCCAAACAUGGUUCUUUCUUCUGUGACUGUGGAGCUAAAGAUGAUGGCACUUGCAAAGCAUUGGUGAAGAGAACACAAGCAAGUGGACUAGACCAAAGUCUUAAUGUCUCUAGUGUGCCAUCCCCAUUCUCCAUGGACAACAUGCUACAGAGCUCACUACGACGCAGGAUCUCUGCGUCUCCGUCACCCACAGACCAAUCAAAUGAAGGGAAGGUGGCUGAGAGCAAACUUUCAAAAUCCAAGGAAGGAUUUCUGAAACAGACUGAGGCAUGUAGGCAGACCCUACUGAGCCAUAUAGAGUCAUCCAAUACUGUACACACUGUGCUGGACCUGCUCCAGUCACUAACGCCAUCUAUUAUGGAGAACUACCAGAAGUUGUCCCCCUUAGGAAGUGCUAGCAGAGUACAAAAGGCACUCAGUGACUUGCAUACACUGCCUAAGAAUGUGGAAUCAACUGAUCAAUUAAUGACCGCCACACUUGGUUCCCAGGAAGGUGCUUUUGAGAAUGUUCGUAUUAACUACACAGGCGACCAAGGCCAGCAGAUUCGUCAACUCAUCACGUCACAUGUGCUACGACGUGUGGCUAUGUGCUGCCUAAUGUCACCCCAGGGCAAACGUCAACAUCUGGCUGUGAGUCACGAAAAAGGAAAAAUAACAAUUCUACAACUCUCUGCUUUGUUGAAACAGGCAGAUUCCAGCAAGAGAAAACUGACUUUAACAAGGCUAGCAUCAGCCCCCAUACCAUUCACUGUACUCAGUAUCACAGGCAACCCUUGCAAUGAGGACUUCCUUGCAGUAUGUGGACUCAAGGAAUGCCAUGUGCUCACAUUCAACAGCUCUGGAAGUGUAUCUGAUCACUUGGUGCUUCAUCCAUCUCUGGAGACAGGCAAUUUCAUCAUCAAAGCGGUGUGGUUGCCAGGCUCUCAGACAGAACUGGCUAUAGUUACAGCAGACUUUGUCAAGAUCUAUAAUCUUGCGGUCGAUGCGAUCAGUCCACAAUUUUACUUCCUGCUACCAAGCGGCAAAAUCCGCGACACAACGUUCAUCUUCACUGAAGAUGGUCACCACAUGUUGCUGAUGUCAUCAAGUGGCUAUGUCUACAGCCAAACGAUGGAAGAAUCCAGCAGCGCAACUCACGGGCCAUUUUACAUUACGAACAUUCUUGAAAUUAAGCAUGCUGAUUUGAAUGAGUCAAAUGGUCAGGUUGCUGGGGGUGGUGUGUCCCUGUAUUACUCGCAUACACUGCAGUUACUAUUCUUUAGUUACAGCCAGGGAAAGACAUUCAUUGCUCCAAUAAACAAACAACUGGAUAAGCUUGAUAUGAUGUUCCAAGUCACGUUGAAAGGAAGAGAUGGCAAGGGAGCUCCACCACUUGUCCAGUGGACAGAAGUGCCGAACCACCCAGGCCUGGUGUGCUCUAUGACACAGUCCAACAGUAACCCUGUGGUGUUUAUGCUAAAACCUGAUGGCAUCUCAGUACAGGAAAUCAAAGUCAUGCCUGCUAAAGCAAAGAUCCAAGACAUGGUUGCUGUACGUCACCCAACAUCAAACAAUGAACAACACAGAACUACAUUGAUCUUGCUAUGUGAGGAUGGCAGUUUAAGGAUCUACAUGGCCAACCCUGACCACACCAACCACUGGAUGUCACCCCUUUUACAGCCACAUAAUGCUAUUGCUAUACUCAAACCUACCAAGAAGAAGAAAAGCGCUAAAGCGGGUCGGCCAGCAGGCUCAGUUAACUUCCCAGUGGAUUUCUUUGAGUUUGCCCAGCAUACAAACACUGUAGAGUUUGGAGGGAAUGAUGUCCUACAAAUCUACAAUGCGCAACAGAUCAAACACAGACUCAACACAACUGGCAUGUACAUUGCAAGUUCAAAGCCAUCUGGUUUCACUAUUGAAGUGACCAAUACAACAGUCAGUAAUGUAAUGGUUGGAAUUAGAGUGCUGGUUGGCAGUCAGAGUGUGGAGAGAGCACCUACAUAUGUGGAGAUGUUUGGCAGAACAGUGCAGGUGAAUGUGACUAAGGCUCGCUGGUAUGACAUCCCCUUCGCAAGGGAGGAAUCUCUACAAGCUGACAAGAAGUUCAACCUGAUAAUUGGCCCCAGUGUUGACCCAGCUGGAAUCACCAUGUUAGACUCACUGAAGAUAUAUACUAAAACUAAGGAGGCAUUUGGGUGGCCAGAGGACACAGAGGAUUUCCCAGAGCCUGCUGGACCGAAGCCCGUAGUGGUGCCAUCUAGUAGUAAUAGUAGCACAGGCAGAAAUGGAAGUAACGACACGGAGAAUUCAAGUUUUGUAGCACCACUGCCACUGACAUCUAUUGACAGACUUCUCAGUAACUCAUUGGAAGUGUUAGAUGGAUGUUUUGCUUGUUGUGCUAACAUAGAAGAAAGAGACCCCGUCAGAUCUAUUGCAUUGGAUAUCAGCACAAACCUGCUGACUCUGCCUACUCCACCACCAGUCCAACAACACACUAAAUCAUUGCUGGCGUCCCUUCAUAGCAACAAUAUAGCCUACCAUAACCACAAGGACCAGGCCCAAUUAGCACAUGUUGUGCAGUGCCUCAACCAGUAUGGCAGUAACCUUGACCCCGAGGCAUUCCAACGUUUGGUUGUUACUGCCAGGUCAGUUGCCGUGGCGAGGCCUGCUAACCUAGUGAGAUUUGCAGAGAAAGACAGCAGUACACUGGUCAGUGAGUCAGCCCUGGAGAUGACUGAUAUUGAGAUCGAGGGUGAUGAUCAGAUGAAUGAAUCCAGUGCUUCUACACCUAAGACUAUUGUACCAGAGGCUGAUACAUUGAACAACUGUUUGACAACCACCAGAGAGGAGAUGCAACACUUCAUGGCCCAGUUGCUUGAUGCAUUCUGGAGGCUACAUGGCUCUAAGCCUGCCAACCCUGCUCUGGCUCCAGUCUGUAUGCCUGGUUUGAGCCAUGUAGAGGCAACCGUGAGUGCAUUGGUUGAAAUAAUGCAUGCAUUCACAUCAUACAACCAGAGCAGCGUACACCUGGCAGCCAAACUGUACGCCAGGAUGAUGUUACUAUCAGAUGACUUGAGUGUUUCAUUCUCUUGUAAACAAGCCAUGAUACGUGUACUCAGACCCCGACAUAAGAGACGCCGCGUCUUCAUCCCAUCACCUCCUAGAUGCAGCACACCAGGUGCGGGGGGUAACAAUGGUGAUGACAAAGGUGAUGAUGCCCCUCCCCCUCCACCCCAAGGGGGUGCAGGUGUGGUUGAGCUCCCAGCCCCCAUGGCCAUUGCAGAGGAAGGACUUCAGGAGAUUCCUGUACCUUAUGAAGUUGUGGAGCCAGGAGAGGCUAUGAUGAUGGAGCCCCCAGCACAGGCAGGCAACCAGAACUCUUUAGAAGCAUUGAUGAAUGCUGUUGGGGGCCUACCUCCUAUGUUAGAUAUACCACCAGAUGCUGAUGAUGAGGCCAUGGUGGAACUGGCUAUUGCACUCAGCCUACAAGAACAGCCUGGUAGUCAAGCAAGUCGUCUCAGUGGACUACAAGGUUUUUCCCUUGGGGGUCAGUCCAACGCUGGCCCUGAUGGGGGUCAGUAUUCUGACACGACUGCCUCUGCCCCAGGGAGUGAUGAUGAAGUAGGCAGUACUGCCGCUACUGAUGGAUCCACUCUCAGGACUUCCCCAGCAGAGCAUGGGGGUAGUGCAGGAUCAGAGAGUGGGGCUAGUGCAGUGGAUUCCCUGGCUGAUCAGGGUAAUGUGAGUGGUCGUAGCAGUGCAUAUGAAGACAACCAACCAGAGAACACAACAGCAGGUGUACGCAGUGAAACAUCCAGCCUGGGAAUGCCCAGUUCCUCCAUGCAACCUGAGGCAGACCUGAAUGACACUGAUAUGGACACUGAACUGGACACAUCACACAGCCUACACAGUCUGAGACUGUCCCUCCUGGAGCACCUCAUGAGCUACAUACCCCAGCUACACCAGGUGGGCGGAGUCCGAGCCAUACCCUUCAUGCAGGUUCUGCUGAUGUUGACCUCUGACCUUGACAGUGAGGAGCAGAAGGACAAGGCCACCCUGGAUACUCUCCUUACAGCUCUCCUGAGGGAGAUGGAAAUAUCUAGGAAGGAGUUGAGUGGAGUCAGCUGUCGUACCCAUCGCCAUGAGUUCCAACUGAUUGUGAUGCGACUGCUAAGUGUUCUCAUGUCUCGUAUCAAGGCGGGUCCUAAACCUGAGUGGUCCUCAUUCAUAAGCAGUAGCACUGGAGCUGCCCUGUUGUCUUGUGAUGCUAUAGACUUCUGCCUGCGAGUUCUAAAGAGUUUACUGGAGUAUUGGAAACAACUCCCUGCUGAAGAGGAUGAGGGGAGUGUGUUACCAGGACAACUACUAAAGCCCCACCCAGCAAUAUCCCCACCUGAUAUGUCCCCAUUCUUCCUACGGCAGUAUGUAAAGGGGCAUGCUGGGGAUGUGUUUGAUGCCUACCCUCAAUUGCUAACAGAGAUGGUCCUGAGACUUCCCUACCAGAUGAAGAAGAUAGCUGACAGUGUGGCUAACCUACACACACCUGUCUUUGACCAGGACUGGUUCUACCUCCUGGCUGAGUAUAUGAUGAUUCAACAGGCCCCCUUUGUAAGGAGACAAGUCAGGAAGCUGCUUCUGUUCAUAUGUGGCUCAAAAGUAAAGUAUCGCCAGUUACGUGAUCUCCACUCUUUAGAGUCACACAUGAAAGUGAUUCGUGGAAUGUGUGAGAAGGCGGGGCUAGACUUGAGUGAUGAGACUGGAGGUACCAGCAUCAUUAUGGUCUACGACAACCUGCUUACAAUGAUGGAGCACCUAAAGGCAUGUGUAGAGGUUGCUGGUUGUCGCACGGCAAAUUGGCAGAAAUUCUGUCAACGCGAAGGAAAUGUGAUCCAGUUCCUGGUACAGACCAGUAUAGCACUUGAUGAGGGAUUGUCCUCCUGUAUACUGCAACUCCUGCAGUAUGCUAUAUGCGGCAACAAGCCCAGCCAGACUACGGGAGGAUCAUCAACACCCAGUAAAGGAAAGAAACAAGACAAGGAUAAGGAUAAAAAUGAAGCUGAGGAAGACAGCCAGAAACACGAUGAGGCUUUGUGUAUGACAUUGGUACAACAGGUCCAUAAGAACAUCAGCCAUGAACUACUAGUGCGCUUCAUACGCGCCUUCCUCCUGGAGUCCAACUUCUCUUCUGUGAGAUGGCAGGCACAUGCUCUUGUUCUCAAUAUUUAUAGGAACUCUACGCUGUCACAACAGGAAGGAAUCCUAGACUUGCUAUGGACCCUCGGCCCUGAGCUACCUGAUCAUGGACGUAAAGCAGCACAGUUUGUGGACCUUCUUGGUUACUUCGCUCUCAAGACUCCUCAGAGCUCUGAGAAGAAGCUUAAGCAGUAUGUCGAGAAGUCAGUGUCAGUACUUAGGAAACAGAAUGAAGUUUUGUCCUACCAUCCCAAUGCCAGUAUAUACAGCAUGCUGCAGGGGUUGGUCGAGUUUGAUGGUUACUACCUUGAGAGUGAUCCAUGUCUUGUCUGUAACAACCCAGAGGUCCCUUUCUCAAACACAAAACUGUCCGCAAUCAAAGUUGACUCGAAGUUCACCACGACAACACAGAUUGUAAAACUAGUCGGCAGUCACACAAUUUCUCGUAUAUCUCUGCGUAUUAGUGACUUGAAGAGAACCAAGAUGGUACGCACUAUGUCUAUCUACUACAACAAUCGAUCAGUACAGGCUGUCGUGGAACUGAAAAACAAACCUGGGCUCUGGCACAAAGCCAAACGAGUGACCUUGACCUCUGGGCAGACGGAUGUGAAAGUUGACUUUCCAUUGCCAUUGGUUGCUUGUAACCUGAUGAUUGAGUAUUCAGAGUUCUAUGAUAACUUCCAAGCAUCUUCGGAAACUCUCCAGUGUCCCAGAUGUAGUGCCUCUGUACCUGCCACCCCAGGGGUGUGUGGCAACUGUGGGGAGAAUGUCUUUCAAUGUCACAAGUGCAGAGCCAUUAACUAUGAUGAGAAAGAUCCUUUCCUGUGCAACGCUUGUGGCUUCUGUAAGUACGCUAAGUUUGACUUCACGCUGAUGGCCCGUCCCUGUUGCGCUGUAGACCCUAUAGAGAAUGAUGAAGAUCGGAAGAAAGCAAUCUCAACCAUCAACAGUCUACUUGAGAAAGCUGAUAGGUUGUAUAAGCAGCUUCAGAUGAAUAGACCCGCUUUGGAUAGUCUCUUGAUACGCAUCAGUGAACAUGCAUCAGAGAAACAGGAUGAGGGUGCGACCACUACAAGUAAUGCAGUUGGAAAUAAUGUCAACCGAAGUAUUCACCAGCUGGCCCAGAAAUACAGUGCUGACUGUAAAGCUACCUUUGAUGAACUAAGCAAAAUUAUUCAGCGUGUGAUGGCCUCUAGAAAGGAGUUAGUUGAAUAUGAUAGACAACAGAGAGACACAGUCCUUGCUUUAGAAAAGGAAACCCCAAAUACUCCUGUAGCAACACCAGAUGCUAGUCCAAGGGUUCAUGCUGCCAAAUUGUUUCCUCCAACAACACAAACUGGAGCAGAGCCUCACAAGUCUGGUACUAAAUGUUACGGCUGCGCCAGUGCAACUGUUGAACAUUGUCUCACUUUGCUCCGUGCCCUUGCAACCAACACAAACAUACGCCAGAUACUAUGUCAGUAUGGUCUCAUACAAGAACUUGUCGACUACAAUCUUAGGCUGGGCAGUCCACAGGUGCGUACAGAUGUCAGGUCUCUCCUAUGUCUACUCACCAAGGAUAAUAGGACCGCCACUUUGGAGCUAAAUGAUAUGAUCAUGGGCAAGAUAGACAAAGCUGUCCGUGGUCACCUCUCUAAUCCUGACCUGGGUGCAUCCGUUAGACAUGAAAUGAUGUUGCUAGCUGCUACAGUACAGAGAGAAGAUAGCUGUUGGGAACUCCGAGUCAGAUGCGUCGUGAAGCUGUUCCUGACAUCUAUAGAGAUGAAGAAGCCUGUAUUCAUGGAGUCCAUCACACUGCCAUGUCUCUGCAUUCUACAACACCUUAUCAAACCUGAUGCUACUAUUAAGAAGGGAAAGGAUAAAGCCAUGGAGACAUUGAGUAGCAUAAAGUCAGUUGAUGCUGGACUACAGGUUGACGUCAGGAAGUGGUUGUCAGGUGACCUGAGCCACACCUACCAACAGUGGAGACAGAAACAACCAACCAAAGACAAGUCAAAGGUGGAUAAGAAGGAAGGAAAGGGUGACAAAAAGGAAGGAAAACCUGAUAAAAAGGAGAGUAAGGAGAAGAGGGAAAGCAAGGAGAAGGCAAGGGCGAAGUUUCUCAUGGAGAAAUAUGGAAUUCGAUGGAGGAAGAAAGUCAAGCAAGGUGAAGUCCUUCCUCUGAAGCUCCUGGACAGCAGUUGGCUAGAAAAUGCACUAUUUUCUGCAAGUUCCCGUGCUGCGCGUCAGACUGUCAGCGCCAUCUGUGAGACAGUGUGUAAUACGCAGACAGAACGCAGGAGAGCCAUCAUUGACAAGUUCACUGGAUACCUAGAUAAGAUAGGGACUGCUGGAGAGAAUGCCAGUGACUUCCUCGCCCUCUAUAAGAAACUCAUCACUCCAAACCAUUGGAAGGUCUAUUUGGCUAUUAAAGGGGUGUUGCCUCACAUUGGGGAACUUAUAACCAAGGAGAUAGAAUACAUUGAGCAUCUUGAAGAGACUACACUAAGCUCUGACCUGACACAGGGAUAUGCCCUCAAGUCCCUCACUGACCUGUUAGCCUAUAUCACAGACUAUGAACUGAUCAAGCAGCACUACAAGAGCAAACUUGUAGGGUUUGUACUGAAUGGAUACCUAUCUCUACGCAAGCUUGUGGUGCAGAGGACUAAGCUGAUAGAUGAGACACAGGAUAACCUACUUGAACUCCUUGAGGAAAUGACUACAGGUACAGAAUCUGAGACAAAGGAGUUCAUGGCUGUAUGUGUAAAGACAGUGAGCAAAUACGGCAUGGAGGACCUCAUAUCUCCAGUAUUCAUCUUUGAGAGACUCUGUAGUCUUAUAUUCCCCGAGGAGAAUGACGUGGGAGAGUUCUUCCUGUCUUUAGAGAAGGACCCUCAACAGGAAGACUUCCUGCAGGGUCGAAUGCUUGGGAACCCUUAUAACAGCAAUGAAGCAGGAUUAGGACCCCUUAUGAGAGAUGUCAAAAACAAGAUAUGUCAAGACUGUGAGCUAGUGGCCCUGCUGGAGGAUGACACUGGCAUGGAACUGCUUGUUAACAACAAGAUCAUCAGCUUGGAUCUGGCAGUGAAGGAUGUCUACAAGAAGAUAUGGGUGCCAGACCAUGGAGAGAGCAUCCCAAUGAGAGUUGUCUAUAGGAUGAGAGGUCUCCUUGGUGAUGCUACUGAAGAUAUGGUCAACACAUUGGAUUCUGGGAAAGAUGAGGAUGUGAAUGAGGAGGAAGUAUAUAAGCUUGCAUCAGUUAUGGCUGAGUGUGGGGGACUGGAUAUCAUGUUGGCAAGACUGAAAGGCCUUCGUGAUGUCGCAUCAGGAAAGCAGCUACUGACAGUCCUGUUGAAGUUGUUCAGCUACUGUGUCAAGGUGAAGGUGAACAGACAGUUGCUGAUCCAACCCAAGAUGAACACCAUUAGCACCAUGCUACGUGCCCUCAAUCUGGCCUUAUUAGCUGAACAAGAAAGCAGUGCUGCCACUCUUGGUCAGACCCUUACAGAACAGAUUUUACAGAUCAUGGAGACGAUCCUUGUUGAAGCCAGUAGUGAACCACCAGAAAAGUACAAGGAGUUCUCUGCUCUCUGUGGGGACAAAGACCAACUGAUGAUGCUACUAGACAGGAUAAACAGCACGUUUGUUCGCUCCAACAAAGACGUCCUCCAGGCUUUGAUGAAGCUCAUUCCCUUCCUUGCCUUUGGGGAUGAUGACAAAAUGAAAGCUCUUAUUAACCACUUCAAGCCGUACUGUGACUUCAACAAAUUUGACUUUGAGCAUACCCAGGAUGAGCAGGUCCACUUAGAAUGUUUCUGUGUCAUUGCAAAUGGAAUAGAGAGCAAUGCAAAUGGCUUCAAACUAAAGGAGAUGAUAUUGGCUGCAGAUAUUGUAAAAGACUCCACAGAGUACAUCCAGAUGCAUUCACCACCCAUAAAGACCCUUCUUCCGACUGAUUCCGAGGAUUGGAAGGAGUUUGUUGGCAAGCCAGGCCUGCGGUAUGCUCUACAGAUGCUAACAGGACUUGCUAAAGGACAUGAUAAGACACAGGAAAUGGUCGGUCAGGACCUGAUUCAAAUCCUACACAAACUGGAACAAGCCGCCUCAGAUGAACAUGUUGGCUCCUAUGCUGAGAACCUACUGGAGGCUGUCAAAGGAAAUCCUAAAGUUCGUGAAAAGAUCGAGGAAGUGCGCAAAAAGACAAAAGCUGAAAAGAAAAGACUCGCGAUGGCUGUACGAGAUCGGCAACUUGCUGCACUUAGAAUGAAG